AUGUGCCGCACACUUACUGCUUCGACGAGUCCACAUAAGGCCCUACCUAACUUUUGCAAUGGUAUGUAUAAGCAUCGUGUUGAAAAUCGACAGUCUGUAUCUAAAUAUACUCUGCUAAAGCCAAUCGCUGAUAAAAUAGUGAGCAGCAUCAUGGCAUGGGUGAAUCGCACAAGUCGCGACAAUUGUCCAGGUGGUUUGCAGGAGAAGACUCGCACGUCAGCUCAUCUUGGUCCAGGGUGCUACGAAACGCUACCAUCGAAUCGUAUGAGGCCAAAUGCUACUGCUUUUGGAUGUGGCGAGAAACUUGAGCGUGGAACUAAUGCUGGCUUCACAAAAGGCUUGACAAUGAUCACCCCGGGUCCUGGAGCAUAUGUUAUCGAUAAUUUAACCCGUUGGGAAUCGCCAACACCUAGCAAGACAUUGACAUCGGUAUUUCAGUCAAAGUCACAACGAAUCGAUGACUCGAAGUUGCGAAGGGGGUAUAGCACUCCAGGACCAGGGUCAUAUUCAGACCGUGACUUUUUCGCACAUCGUUUUAAAGGACAUACCAGCUCUGGAAACUCUUUUGUAAAGACUCCACCAUCGAACAACAAGAUUCGAUGGAUGAGGCUUCCUACAGCUCCAUCGAUUCCAACUGUCUUACAGAGCUUUGGUUAUGAACAAGAGAAUGGAAGACUUGUUCGUCAUGAGCCAGUUAAAGUUGGGCAUACAGGGUGUGGAAAGGAUACAUUAGGUCCCGGGGAGUAUGAACCCAUGAAAGGUCUUAAAAGCAUUAGCAAUACACGCACAACUGAUUUUUCCAAAGGAAAAGUCAUGCGAUUUAUCGAAAGUGAACUCCGAGCAAAGGCAGGCGUUCCCGGACCGGGUGAAUAUAAGAGUCUUGGAGAUGCCGCUGCGCUUAAAGACCCUGCAAGAUCUAGUGCUGUGUUCAAGUCAGCGCUUUCUCGAGAACAAGCAACGCUAGUCACAGCAACGAAAAGCGUGCCUGGGCCCGGAGCGUACUUCUUGAAUCAAACUAAUGGAAUUUCAGUCGAAACGAAACCAGAACAUCUACAAUUUUUCGGAAGCACGUCAACUCGUUUCGACACUACGCGACGAGAGGGGCUUGGUCCAGGGCCUGGAGCUUAUCAUCAUGAACAGUCAGGCACCGUUCAGCAACAGCGCUUCAUACCAGACGGUAAAACCGCACCUUUUAGCUCAAAGAAGGAGCGCUUUGAAGUUAUGAAAUCAAGUAAGCAGAGUCUGGUCUCACCAGGCUCUUACGAAGUACCGUCCACCAUGUCGGAAUUAUUGAAUAAAGUGACAAGCCGAGUGUCAACUUUCGGCAGCACUACAAAGCGUUUCGACACAAUCUCAUCAGGUUGUGAGCACGAAACACUGGAGUCCCAAUUAGAGCGAGACAUGAAAGCAAGUGAGGCGAAUCGACAACAGCAAAGACACAGCAAGAAGAAGCAACAAAAGCCGAAAGCUUCUUUUAUGUUUGCGUCAUCAACAAGACGAAUGGAUCGAAAGGUGACUGGUCCAUCACCAGGCGACUACGAGGUUCAACGAUCGUGGGAUGCAUCAGGAGCGCGUGGAGCGUUUAAGUCUGGGAUUAAUCGAAUGAAGAGUCAAUCAGACCUGGUCACUUCUGUCCCCGGACCCGGAAGUUACUCAACCGAGCGUCUGGAGCAAAAGCCUCAGCACAAGCCUCAACCAAAUGUCUUUUAUGCAGCGGAACCACGAUUCAAGGAAAAGAUGUUGAAAAUGCCCACUCUGGGUCCUGGUUACUAUAAUACGGACACAAUUGAAUCAAGCUGGAAUCGUCCAACCCACAAUAUAUCAAUCGCUACAGAGAUGGAACUUGCCAUGAUUUCCUAA
Messenger RNA from Plasmopara halstedii, 1860 nucleotides. RefSeq names its product Sperm-tail PG-rich repeat. NCBI's taxonomy places the organism in Eukaryota, Oomycota, Peronosporomycetes, Peronosporales, Peronosporaceae. The transcript has 9 exons. The record is from RefSeq and is a predicted model, not a curated record. Bases 1 to 1860 code for a protein of 619 amino acids.